AUGCGUCCAGGAUCAUUGUUAGCACAAUUGGCUUUCGCCUCAUCAGUCAAUGCAUUCUAUCCGUUCACUCCGAGUUGGCGUCUUGAUGUGCCAAUAGGACAAGAGAGCGUGGGACGAAGGUCACAGGGCGCAGGAAACAGCGAUAGUGUCCGUAUGGGCAUCAAACAGAGAACACCCAAGUCCAGCCAACCGAUAUCAGAGAGAGCAGCCCACGAAGCAGCACGCUUAAUCGCAAAGUAUACAGGAGGAACCGUCCCAGCUACCAGUGUAUUGGCUAAGCGCAAGAACGAGUACAAUGUCAUGGAGGCCACGGAAUCGACAAAGAAACACACUCAGGGCGUCAACCAGGAUGGUACCGAUUACUCGUACUUUAUCGAGGUUGGAGUCGGGUCAGAGAAGAAGCCAAUGUACAUGCUUAUCGACACUGGUGCUGGCUCAAGUUGGGUUAUGGGCACUUCUUGUACCAGCAAAGCGUGUUCGAUGCACAACACAUUCGGCGUCGACGACUCUGACACACUCGAGGAGACAGGCAAAUCCUUUAACAUCGCAUACGGCUCCGGAAAGGUUUCUGGUAACUGGGUCAACGAUACGAUCACCGUGGCUGGUAUGGACAUCAGCUAUCAGUUUGGCCUGACGCACACGACAUCGGACCAGUUUCUCAACUUCGCCUUUGACGGUAUUCUCGGUCUUGCGAUAAACAAGGGAUCCAGCGGAUGCUUCCUCAACGCUUUGGACGAGUCUAAGAACGUCGACAAGAGCAUGUUCGCUGUCGCUCUGAACCGUGCAGAUGAUGGUACCAACGAAGGCGAGAUUAGCUUUGGCUCACCCAACCCCGACAAGUACACCGGCAAGAUCUCAUACACAUCCAUCGGUAAAGAGGACGACUGGGCUAUUGAGAUGGACGACAUGGGAUUCAAUGGCGAGCAGGCAGGUGUUGGAGGCAUGCGCAGUUACAUCGACACCGGAACCUCAUUCAUGUUCGGCUCACCAGCCAAUGCGAAGAAGGUCCAUGCUCUUAUCCCAGGAGCUGAGAGUAAGGAUGGCAUGACUUACCAUGUUCCUUGCGACAGUACGGGCAACAUGACCAUCAAGUUUUCUGGCGUUGACUACGUUAUCUCGCAUAAGGACUGGGUUUCUCCUCCAAACAAGGAGGGAAAGUGUGCCAGUAACCUGUACGGUUUUGAGGUCGUCAAAGACGCAUGGCUGAUUGGCGACACAUUCCUUAAGAACGUCUACGCUGUUUUCGAUGCGGACGAGCGUCGAAUUGGUUUUGCUACCACUGCUAUCAACAACAGCUCUGAUGACUCUGAAGAAACGACUAGCUCUUCGUCAAAGACAAAGACUUCCAACAAGCCAACUCAAACAUCUGACGACAGCGAAGAGACAGGUAUCACCACAAACUCCGAGUCAACGGCGACCGCAGUUCCGGACAUGGGUCUCGGCAAGGAAUCAGUCUCAACCGGCACUGCCACAGCCGACUCAACACAGGCGAGCGAGACACAAGACUCGUCGGCACCCACAGGGCUACUAUCACAAGCCCGUUUCACAUUCAUUUUCUGUUUAGUACCAUUUUUCGCCCUCCUGGCUUAG
This is a messenger RNA of Fusarium coffeatum, 1590 nucleotides long. RefSeq lists its product as uncharacterized. Gene Ontology annotation, biological process: proteolysis. The record is from RefSeq and is a predicted model, not a curated record. Gene Ontology annotation, molecular function: aspartic-type endopeptidase activity. The coding region runs from base 1 to 1590 and encodes 529 amino acids. Lineage: Eukaryota; Fungi; Ascomycota; Sordariomycetes; Hypocreales; Nectriaceae. The transcript is spliced from 2 exons.